GGAAGAACGAAAUCCUCCUAAACAGCAUCAAUUGAAUUCACUGAACAUUAACAAAUACAAUAUGUCUGAUCCCGAAAGAAAGCCCUUCACUGACCAAAUGAAGGAAAAGAUUACUCCUGAUUCCUCUAAGUCUACUAUCGACAAAGCUAAGGAACAAGUCACUGGUGCCUACGACAAGGUCGCCAAGAACUUUACCUCUGAUGAGAGCAAGAGCUCAACUCAAGAAGCUCACGACAAGGUCAGUCGCUUUGUCGACGACAAGAAGUAAGACGGAUUGAGUAUUCCCUCCCUCCUUCUAAUUGUCAUUCAUCUCUUCAAUACAAGAGUAUCCAUCAACAACUCUUUAAAAACGCAAUGAGUUCAAUGAUUGAUUGAUUUAUGCUGCAACAAGCAUAAGUUUUUCACAUGAUGGCAUGAUAAUAACGAAUAAAUAUUUUUCCUUUC
Messenger RNA from Schizosaccharomyces octosporus yFS286, 444 nucleotides. Its product is annotated as hsp9-like protein. Bases 62 to 268 code for a protein of 68 amino acids. The record is from RefSeq and is a predicted model, not a curated record. NCBI's taxonomy places the organism in Eukaryota, Fungi, Ascomycota, Schizosaccharomycetes, Schizosaccharomycetales, Schizosaccharomycetaceae. The transcript has a single exon.